AUGCAGUGCCAAUGUCCUAACCAAUACCAGCUCUCGGCCCCAAACAGGAGGCAGAGGAAGAACCACACCAGCAAACUUCAUGAGUUGGCACUGCUGUUGCCUGUGGCCCUGAAGACAGGCACCAAGAAGCUCACCAAGAAGGAGAUUCUGCUGCAUGUCCUGCAUUACAUUCAGUACCUCCAGAAAAGCAUCGAUGUGGCCAAGGCCUUGCUCAAAUUCCACACCACCAAUGGGGAAGGCGGACUCGGGGGGCUGGGUUGGAACUGGGCCUCGGGCCCUGCCCGGCGGAGACACUCCACCCCUUCGAGCUCCCCACACUCUCUUAAGUCCCGUCUUCAGGGAGCCUGCCGGAAACCCCGGAAGAAGAAACCCACUGGAUUGUCAGAACGUCAGACCUGGGCCCAGAACCCUCGCCGCUGUCUGGCCCUGGACAAGCCCGGGAAGUGGGCGACCCCAUCCCCAGAACAGCAAGGAAGACACAUGGGGGGGACCACCACCCCUUCAAGAUGUGCCAGCCCCGGCUGUCACCCCAAAGUUGCGUCAUCCCUGCCUCAAGGUGACAGGAAGGGAGGCAGGUCCCGGCUGACGUUGCUGGACAUGGCCGAGAACAGCAUCCACUGUGACUUCUCAGGUUGCUGCUGCUAUGGCCGAGUCAGCGGCCAGGGUGAUGGGCUCUACCGUGCCUUCAAGGCCCAGCAAGGGGCUGAGCAGAUCCACUUUCUCAACAGGACCCAGCCCUGUCCCAGGCAGAAGCUGGUGUUCUACGAUUCCAGCGAGGAGCUGGACAAGGAGUCCCCAGAUGCUGACCCUUGGCUUCCUGCCUGGACCCCGGAGGGCAGCCCCCCUGGGAGCCUGCUGGCCUUGGGACCUCCCCAGAUUAACAACUGGAGUGUGACAGGCCACCCGAGCGAGAUCCUAGGGCUCAGCCCCUCCCUCUUCAGCUCCCCAGGAAGGCUGCCACCAGAUCAGAUCCGGGGGGAUGGCACUGAGUUCCUGACCCAAGCUCUCUUCAAAGAAGUGUUCCUAGAUCCCAAGUCUUCACCUUGUGACGACAUGCUUGAGGCGCUCCAGGACAAGGAGAUGCGCUCGGAGGCUCCCGAAGACCCCCCUGAUUCCCACAGCUUGUGCCAGUCGUCUGUCUCGCUGGACCACUGCUACCUGUCGCUGAGCGAGAACAGCAAGGCGCCGUCCAGCUCCAGCUCCAGCUCCAGCUCCAGCUCCAGCUCCGAGGACUCAGACACUGAGUCGGUGUGGAGGCAGCAGGAGGACGCUCAGGCCGACCCCGAGGGCCUGCCGUCCUCCAAUGACGAGGAUGGGGACUACACGUGGACCCCCACCCGACGGGCCGCCACCCUGCCCGCGGCCGGGAGGAAGGCCAGGAAGGGCCGGGCGGGCCGGGGCCCGACGAAGCCCAAGGAAAACAAGAAAGCCCCCUGCCCGACCCAGAUGAAGAAAAAGUGCGUCAAUGGCUUCAUCAUGUUCUGCAGGAUGAACCGGAAGCAGUACAUCCGAGCCUGUCCUGGGACUGCGUCCACAGCUGCCACCAAGGAGCUGGCCCAACUCUGGCGGGUGAUGACCCAGCAGGAGCGAAGACCGUACUGCAUCAAAGCUCGUAGGUUCAGCCUCCAGCACAACCGGAUCGUGAAGCAGGACAGCUCAAGCAGCGAGGACGAGGACUGGGGGACCCCCAAGCCCUUCUACCAGCUGCUGGCCGAGAAGGCCCACCGUUCCCCAGAGCUGGGCCCUCUGCUGCCCCCUCAACACAACUGA
Molecule: messenger RNA, 1770 nt
Organism: Neomonachus schauinslandi (Hawaiian monk seal)
Lineage: Eukaryota; Metazoa; Chordata; Mammalia; Carnivora; Phocidae
Gene: MEIOSIN
Product: meiosis initiator
Exons: 13
Coding region: 1-1770 (589 amino acids)
Molecular function (GO): protein dimerization activity
Source: RefSeq, a predicted model, not a curated record